UUCCUACGAAACCGGUCCAAAUAGUUCCCUAGCUGUGCUGUGAAGUUCUGGCAACGGUGAUCUUUUGGUGUUGCAAUAAAUUGUUUCCUUGAUUAAAUUGUGUGCAUUUUUCGAAUACCAAGAAAUAGUUGUUUGUUUGAAUUGAACCUGCCAACGUUUACAAUGUAUCUUUUGAACGAAUCAAAUGCGGUUAUUUUUCCGAUGGCUAGGAUUGGUGACAUGCCCAAGUUGCUGGGUUGGAAUCUUCCACCGGAACAGCAGCACCUGGUGCAUGAGCACUGGAAGGAUUUCCCGGCACCGCCAUAUUACAUGCACCUACUGCUGGCAAUGAUCUAUUUCGUACUGAUGAAUGUGUCUCUCAUUGGAAAUGGAAUUGUUGUGUGGAUAUUCACUACCUCUAAAUCACUACGCAGCGGAUCAAAUAUGUUUGUAGUGAAUCUUGCCAUUUUUGAUUUGUUAAUGAUGUGUGAAAUGCCAUUGUUUCUGGUUAAUUCCUUUUCUGGGCGGUUGGUUGGAUAUGAAACGGGAUGCAUAAUUUACGCUUCUCUUGGAAGUCUGUCGGGCAUAGGUGGAGCUAUCACUAAUGCAGUCAUAGCAUAUGACCGUUAUCGCACCAUUUCAAAUCCACUAGAUGGACGAUUGAACAGAGUGCAAGCAGCGAUUCUUAUCUUCAUAACCUGGUUGUGGGCAAUGCCAUUUACGUUGCUGCCAGCGUUCAAUAUUUGGGGUCGAUAUGUUCCAGAAGGUUUUCUAACGACCUGCUCGUUUGACUACCUUACCGACGAUUCCGAUACACGGGUUUUCACAGGUUGUAUCUUCGCUUGGGCCUACGCAAUCCCGAUGAUUUUGAUAUGCUACUUCUACGGACGUCUGUUUGGUCACGUGAGUAAACACGAGAUCAUGCUCAAAAAACAAGCUCGUAAGAUGAACGUAGAAUCUUUGGCAGCGAACCGAAACGAUAAAGCUCAGUCUGUAGAGAUUCGAAUCGCAAAGGCUGCCUUUACUAUUUUCUUCCUGUUUGUUUGUGCUUGGACACCGUAUGCAAUCGUCACGAUGAUCGGUGCCUUUGGGGAUCGAACUUUGCUGACACCAUUCUUCACCAUGAUUCCAGCAGUAUGUGCUAAAAUCGUAUCCUGUCUAGACCCAUGGGUUUAUGCCAUCAGUCAUCCGAAAUACCGCCAGGAAUUGGAGCGACGGCUGCCAUGGAUUGGAAUCAAGGAAGCUGGGGACAAUGUCAGUACGACGGAUAGCAAACAAACGGUCAUUUCGGAACAUGGCCCUGUGAUCAACGAAAACGAAUGAAGUGGACAAUUGGUUGAUAAACGCCAAAUGCCACUGUUGCAUGAAUUCACUUUGAAAAUCGGUUUGGACCAAAGGCAAUGUUGUAAGGUAUAAUGAUUAAUGGUAUAAUUAGCUCGUAAGUUAUAAAUGUUACUCAAAGAAAUUCAUAGCAUUCCAGAAAAUCAAUAAAAAAAAAUGAGAGAGCUGCAUGUCAAAAAAGCUUUUUAUGCUACAUUUAGUGAAUUCCAAUACACAUAACCCACAAUGGACAUAAACGAAAUUGGUCCUAUUUUUAAGAGCUAGUGACUACUUGAAUUGAAUAAAAAUAAAAUGGAUGGAAUAGACUAGGAAGUUUAAAAGUCAUAAGUAU
Ochlerotatus camptorhynchus is the source of this 1651-nucleotide messenger RNA. Its product is annotated as opsin-3-like. Lineage: Eukaryota; Metazoa; Arthropoda; Insecta; Diptera; Culicidae. Gene Ontology annotation, cellular component: plasma membrane. Gene Ontology annotation, molecular function: G protein-coupled photoreceptor activity. The record is from RefSeq and is a predicted model, not a curated record. The transcript has 2 exons. The coding region runs from base 163 to 1302 and encodes 379 amino acids. Gene Ontology annotation, biological process: visual perception; G protein-coupled receptor signaling pathway; cellular response to light stimulus.